AUGAGUCGCCUGAUACUUCGAACGGCUCAAUUGCAAGACUUCGCCGCGGAAUCAACAAACGAAUUAAGACGGUGCAGAGUUAUUGCGCAAUUUAGUGGGUUAGUUGAAUCAAGAGAUAAUCCAACACCAACAACAUUACAAUUUCGCGACCUAAAGCAACUAUCAGAACAUGAGCCAGGACCCCCAAUAUACAUGGUAAUUGGUGACUCCUUGUAUUGCUCAAAAUUUUUAAAUAAUUAUAAUGAACGGCCAAUUGAAGGUGAUGUUUUGGAUAUGAGAUGUUGUGUUGUUCAAGGAACAAUAGAAAUAAUGCAUUUUCGCGUCUUGGCUUUAAAGGAACUGAAUGCAAUAACUCAAUUUUUGAAUAGUGAUGAAGGCCACUUAUUUUUGAAUAUGUCAGGACGCGCUGCCAGUUAA
This is a messenger RNA of Lachancea fermentati, 417 nucleotides long. The record is from the annotation of a GenBank genome assembly. NCBI's taxonomy places the organism in Eukaryota, Fungi, Ascomycota, Saccharomycetes, Saccharomycetales, Saccharomycetaceae.